UCACAUCACCUACAACCAUCCCCAAAGACAAAACUACUCCUUUCCCCAAUUAACCCCUCUCCCUUUGCUUCGUCUUCGUCAACCUCUUGGAUUCCCAAUAUCACUCUCUCUAACAAAAUUUAUGUAAGAGUCGAGAGAAGGAGCGGAGAUGGGAUCAUGUGUAUCAUCAUCCGUUGAGAAGAGGUCGACGGCCGUAAAGCAGGUGCCUUUCAAUGGCUCCGCCGUACCCCCUGACUCCGAGGACGAAAUGUUCUUCGAUUCACGGGCCUGGUUGGAUUCCGACUGUGAAGAUGAUUUCUUUAGUGUCGAUGGAGAGUCGAGUGGAACAACCCCUGUGCAUCACAAUUUCACCAUGAACAUCUCUUCAGACCAACUACUCUCAGUGUCCCUUGCCGACAGCAAGAAGAGACUGGUCGAGCUCUUCAGAGAGUCCCACGAAGUAGAUGCCGAUCACCUGGCAGCAGAGUCAAAAGUCAGAACGUGUCUGUGGCUGCGGACGCCUGCUAGAUCUUCCGCGCCGGCCACACCAACCGACAGCCACCGGAGGAUGAACCGCUGCGUACCGCGUUUGGUAUCUUGCAGUAGCUUCACCGACCGCCGCCGCAAGAUCAUUAGCCCCCCCGCCGUUGCUCCUCCACUGUAAUUCUUCUUUAUAUAUAUUUACAUAAUCUAUGGGUGUCCAUGCACGCAUAUAUAUAUAUAUAUAUAUGUGUGUGUAGUAUAGAGAGAGAAAGCAGAAGCAGGAGAGGCCGGGACAUUCGGGCAUUGAGGUCGCAAUUGAUGGCCAUGUGAAUUUGGGUGUAUAUUAUCAAGUUACGAAGAACACGCAAUGUACGGAAUGGGAAUGAAUGAAUCAAAAGAAGAAGAUACAACAUGGGUCUCUAUAGAAAGGACAUUUUGAAAUCAUACUGUCACCUCCACAAUCAUAGUCAUCAUAUCCACAUUCCUUUCUCCAUUACACUUUUUUUUAUUUUUAUUUCCAAGUUUCAAAUAAAAGCGGUGACAAUCCCAAGAAAGAAAAAAGAAAGGAGGCAUAACAACUUUUAAAGUGGAGAGGGAAUGCAUAGAGGCAGGAAGA
Messenger RNA from Tarenaya hassleriana, 1078 nucleotides. RefSeq lists its product as uncharacterized. The transcript is spliced from 3 exons. Bases 149 to 643 code for a protein of 164 amino acids. NCBI's taxonomy places the organism in Eukaryota, Viridiplantae, Streptophyta, Magnoliopsida, Brassicales, Cleomaceae. The record is from RefSeq and is a predicted model, not a curated record.